AGGCCGCCCACUGCGCAUCCUGACUCGCGUGAAGAAGGCACGAGAUUCUAAGGGGUAAACCGGGACCAGUGGCAGAAGCUGCUCACUUACAAACCAGCACAGCAGGCCACCCAGAGGCCCAGCUCGCCUCAAUUUUCACCCUCUCAGGACACUGACCUGUCACCACUCACAGGACCGCACAGCGCACGCCUGAAGCCAAUCCCCGGCGCCCACUCACAGCCGUCAACAUGAUGGGCGUUCGGCCCCGCAGCCCUGGCGCCUAUCCUGCGCCCUGGUCCACACCACAGCCUGGCCUGGAGGACCACGCCGGCCCAGAGACCCGCGCAGGGCCAGUCCUGGAAGACUCGGCAGAUCUGCUCGCUGCGCCUGCGUUUACCUCCAUUGUAAUCCUGUCAGAGGGCUGCGCUCUGCAGCUGCCCCUAGAUGGCUUCAACCUGGUGGUGGAGGCCAUGCCCGACUCCGUCCUGCAAGUGACUCUGCAAGACCACACUCUCAUCGUGGGACCCCACAGCCUGCUGGGCUCCACCGACCAAGGCUCCGGAGAGCACAGCAACUCUCUUGAAGGCCUGGCCACGCCUGGCGCCUACCUGGGCGCUCCCCUGGAGAACGACAUCGUCCUCUUGGUCGAACAGCAGGAAUUCUUCCCCUCUGUCCCAGACAUGGCUGGCCACGAAGAGCCCCAAGAUCAUGAUGACACGCACUCCGUAUUCCUGGUGCCUUACGGAGACUGUCCGGGCAGCCUCACUGCUGGGCUCCUGCUCUGGCCCGCAGCAGUAUUGAGCCCUGACCCACAGGGCUCCAUCCCAGAGCCAACGCCUCUGAUCCCCAUCAUUUCUUUUGCAAGUGGCUCUCCUGGCUUAGUCUUCGACCAGGACGACUUCCAUCUGCUGAGGCCCUUCCCCACCUCGCCGCUCCAACCUCUGCCUCCCUUUCCCAGUCCUGGUCCCAAUGAGCGCCCAGUGCGCAUGGGUCCACAUUGCAAAGCCAGGAGACGCCUGUUCCAGGAAUGAAUUGCCUCCUGCAACACUUUGCCACUGUUCUGGGGUCCAAGUGAGGGCCUUCUAAUGGCUAUUGUUUGUGUACUGCACACCUAAAAGAUACAUAAUGGACGGGUUUUUUUAAUGUAGGCAACGUUGCAGAGUUUAAAUCAGUGGCUGUUUUAGAAAGUCUGGAAGACUUUCUGGUUAGCCAAAAAAAAAAAAGUGUGAGAGGGGAAUGGCUCUUUGACAGUCUACUUUCAGACCUAGAGACUGCUACUCAUUCCUUUUUCCCUGUAGAAGUCACCCUUAAGAAGUUUGAAUUUGCCUGAGUCUUUUGUUUAGUUUUGUUUUUUGAUGUGUAUGUGCAUGUGUGUUUUUUGACACACCAUAUUGCCAUGUGGUUCAGGCAACCCUUGAACUCACUGUGGAGCCCAGGCUGGCUUGGAACUCUCAGCAAUCCUCCUGCCUCAGCCUCCCAAGUGCUAGGAUUACAGGCAUAUGGUACCACACCCAGCUUUAGACCUCAACGCCAGCACUUAAAACCCACCCUUUCUCCAACAUCCUACCCAUGGACCUGUUUUGUCCCAAAGCAGCUACUAAGUAUCCUUUGUUUAAGGUUGCUUGGGCUCUAGUCUCUGCUAGUGUGUGACUACCUUCUCACCAUGGACUUUUUCUGGAGGAAAACAGUCCCCUUUGGGAUAUCUCACAAAAAGCUGUACCAUGUAAUGCUAAUGUCUGUUGUUUACAAAAUGGACAGAACUGGGAAGAAUGACCAUUCACCUUCCUUGUGUUUUUUUUUUCUUUAAUGAUUUGGUUAGCAAAGAACUAUUGUUGUUUUAACUGGGAUUUUUUCCCCCCUUUACAAAAGAACCAGCUCUUUUCCAUACAUUUCUUCUUGUAUAUUAUUAAUAUAAUUCCCUGGUUCUGAAAAAGUUCAUAAUACUAUAUUUUAAUGUUUUCACAACUACAAGAUCUCAAAUUUAUUUGUACAUUGUUCCUAGUGUAUAAAAAUAUUUCUUUAUAUGUUAAUCUAGUAUCCAAGAAAAUUAUUUGUUUUAUGACUUCUCUGUAGAUUCUUUUGGUUGGUUAGUAAGGACAAUAAUAGCGCUAAAAAUAAGAAUACAGUAUUGUCUUUUCACAAGCAUCUUACAUUUAAUCUUUCCUUAAUUUGUAUUAGAUAUGACUUUCUUUAACAAUAUGGCUGAUGGGGCAUUCCCAUCUUAUGUCUUGUGUUGACAAUUCUAAAUUGUAUCAAUUAUUUUUAUUGUAAAUGCUUGGUAUAUCACAUUGAAGAAGUUUAUUUUCGGUCUUUCUGAUCAUGAAAUAACUGUUGAGUUUCUGGGAUUUUGUUGGUUUUUGUUUGUGGGGAGUUGGCUAAGUAACUACAAAGACUAUCAAAUUAUUGAAAAUGUUGGAUUAAAUAACUAAAUUCAGUUAAUUUUAUAAUUUUAAUUCUUUGUAUGUACAUAUAGGAACUUUUGGACCACUGGAAUAUACACAGCAAGUUAACAGGACACAUAAGACUAGGGUUGGGGCUACAGGGAUUUAAAAAUUGGAUGUCCUUCUGAGGACUUGAGAAGAAUGGAAGGAGGUAUCUGAAGGGUCAUGUUAAGGUUUUAAAUGUUAAAUUUUAAGAAUUUAUGUUCUGGGGCCAGGGAUUUAGCUCAGUGGUUCCACCGCCUGCCUCACAAACACAAGGUCACAAGUUCCAUCCCGGUACCAAAAAAAAA
This is a messenger RNA of Heterocephalus glaber (naked mole-rat), 2710 nucleotides long. Its product is annotated as proline-rich protein 23A. Lineage: Eukaryota; Metazoa; Chordata; Mammalia; Rodentia; Bathyergidae. The record is from RefSeq and is a predicted model, not a curated record.